CUUCCACCACAGCGUAGCACACUUGUUUUCUGUACCUUCCAGCCAGGUCUGCUACGGUAAAGCCUGCAGCUCUUGGAAAGAAUGGACUUGAACUUAGCCACUGUCUUCACUGUUCUUGCAAUUGUAGUCAUUCAGACAUCUGAGGCUACCAUGUUUCCGGUGUCCUUUAACUGUUGUACAGAAGUAUCACACUAUGUUCCCAGAAGUCUUCUACGGCAAGUACAGAUGUUUGAAAUCCAGAAAGAGGAUGGAGUAUGCCACUUACCAGCUGUUAUCCUUUAUGUGAGAUAUGAGUGGUUAUGUGCAAGCCCACGUAAUAAAAAUGUUAGAAGAUGGCUACAGAGGAAAAAAUCCAAGAUUCCUAGAAGAAAUGUUGAUACUGGGAGGAAGGAGAGAAACAAGAGCAAACACAAAAUUGUGAAAAACACUACUGGGCUGAAAUAAAACCUGUGAUGGAGGUAUCUGUAGAAUGCUACAUUGUAUCCACUGCAACCCAGAAAAAACACCAGAUUAAGAAUUCAUGUGCUGGAUGACUGCUCAACAUUUUGUAGUUACAAUCUAUAACUUCCUAGGCUAUAAAAAUAAUCUUUCAAAAGCCACAAAGCAAGCUGCAAUACAUGUCAACUGUACCUAUUCUUUCUCUCUUUUCAAUUGUACCUUGAAAUGAUCUUGUUUUUGGCGUAUCCUACUGGUAAAAUAAGGCUGGUAAAGGAAAUAGUUGAUGAAUUAUGUCUACUCUGCCUCAUCUGCUGUGACCUCUAUAAUUUCCAAUAGUCUGUAACUUCAAACUCUGUAACUGUCUCCCUUGACUUUCAGAGCUGUCCCUUUCCUCCUACUCUGAUCUCCAUUAUAACAACUCUUUAAGUCUUCCUUCUUCUCCUCCUCAUUCUUCUUUGGGUUUUACUACCAGUGUUCUCUUUCUUUUAACUUACCCUCUGUGCUUGAACAGAUACAGGGACCAUCUUUGUCCUACUGCCUUCCCAAUUCUCCCAACCUGCCUUCUCCUUCCCAGGUGUGUAGCUACUUCACAGUCUGUCUGGGGGAUCACCAGUCAUGGCUGCAGCUUGCCAAAAUGUCAACUUUGUUUUCUACUCCAACUCUUCUGUGCUUCUAGCAUUCCUUGCUGCUGACAAUCCUCCUUGUCCCUUAUGCUCAAAAUCUAGGGGCCCAAGAUUCUGGCAGCCUUGCUACCCACUUCUUGCCCUUUUUCUCUGAGUGCUGUCUUUGUGCCGUCUUUCAUGUUACCCCCUACUGUUUGGAGUAGUCUCCCAGACUCAUUUCUCCAGGUUCCUUCCCUUCUUCAGAAUGACUGACUUCCUCAACAAAACAUAGAAGCUCCAAUCCAUGGCAGUCAGUUGCAUUUUCCACUGUACCAAAGUGGAAACAGUGAUUAAGGGGAAGUAGGAGAUUGAAAAUUUAGAAAGUCUGAGGUAUCCUUAUGAAGAGAUAUGACAGAAUUAAUAGGUCAGGAAUGAUAAAGGUGCUUAUAACAAUCACUUGAUCUUACCCCAAAAGUCCAAGAAGUCCAGUAUUACUGUAACCCUCAUUUUCUUUCCACUGCUCUUCCAAUUAUUGUUUGUUAUUUUUACUUACUGCAUCAAGUCUAAAAUUAGAUUCUUUGCUCCCUGGAGCAACGCUGUCUCUCGUAUGUCCUUUGUAAAGCACACAGGGCACGUUAAAUGUUUUUGUAACUAAUAAUGUUCUGCAGACAUAUGAGAAGGGUGCAUGCAGUCACCAGAUAUCAGAAGCAGACAAUGGUUUCCCCAAAACAAAGAAAAAUGGCUGUCCUUGGUGAAUAGCUAGCUCCCUCAGCUGCUGAAAUGCACAAUGAUGAAAGAAAUAGCAAUCGGUAAGAAAAAGCCAAGGCCUGCAUCACAUCUGUGCAAAUGGAAUAGAAGCGUUGGUGGUUUCAAGUCUUCCUCCAGUCCUUACCGGAUACAGAGACUAAAGGAGGCCUUGGCACAGGUUGGAGCUGCGCCUGCUGGAUCUGUUUGUACAAACUGUUCUGCUAACCCAGGAUUUCUCCUGACUUCUAACACACCCAGAAUAAUUCCUGCUACACCACAGUGAGGGAGUCAGUGGCAUAAAUCUAGCUUUCUAGCAGCUGAGAAUUCUACCAGGCAGGAAACUGAAUUCUCUAGUUGGUCUAAUAAAAGAUAUCGCCUCUACCACACUGACUACCAGGCAGAAAAAAUCCUCAUCAGGCUGCCUAAGGCAGCUUAAGUCUCCUUUGUACCACUGGAAGACUCCAACCAGGGCUGAGCCUCUGGCAUGAGGCUUAUUUCUCAAGCUGAUUGUUUUGGCAGGGCUGUGGCUCAGCAAACUUUCAACUAGGAUACAAAGUCAAGAAUUGCUUCCACACAGAGGUAUAGGCUGUAGCUGUGUUGGUCUAAGGACGUAGGCAGACAAGGUUCUUUGGGUAAAUCUGAUAUAUUUUAU
Gavialis gangeticus (Gharial) is the source of this 2439-nucleotide messenger RNA. It is a transcript of the gene CCL28, whose product is annotated as C-C motif chemokine ligand 28. Gene Ontology annotation, molecular function: chemokine activity. Gene Ontology annotation, biological process: immune response. Lineage: Eukaryota; Metazoa; Chordata; Crocodylia; Gavialidae. Gene Ontology annotation, cellular component: extracellular region. The transcript is spliced from 3 exons. The record is from RefSeq and is a predicted model, not a curated record. Bases 82 to 444 code for a protein of 120 amino acids.